AUGCACACACGAGAUAAAGCCUGGCAUCUUACCCACCGUAUCACCUCGUCCCUGAACGAGGAGCAUAAUUCGGAUCCUUCAUCAGUAGCAAAAUACAAGAUAAUGUUGGAUAACUUGCUCGCCCUGAACACGGCAGCUCAUCAUCUUCUCGGGGGUGAACCGGAUGCUAUUUUCGCCGGAUAUACAUCGAAUAAUAAAAGACUUGUAGCUGAGUACGAGGGAAUGCUCGAAAGAGCAUACACAGAGUACAGGUCAAAAUACAUGGAGCAUCGGGAAAUGAUCGUUGGGAGGUCGAUCAUUCAGGAACUGGAACAUUUGUUCCGUGGUCUGAAGCAUACGCAGCCUAUAUCACUCGGGUUUAUGCAAUCUCCAGGCAAGUCAUUCUCGAGUGGGGUACUAGAGGGAACUGAGGGUGUUUACAAGAGCCUAACAACUGCUCAUGCCUGGGGGGAUAUUGGCAGGUCGAGGUUUGAGCUGGCUGGGAAGGAAUUUGCUCUACAAGCUGAAAUGAUGUGGGAUAUUCCUAUUAUCAUCCAUCAAACCGGUGGAACCCUCGUCAGCUUAGGACUUUGCGAUACUCUUGUUACCAGAGACUAUUCGUUGAUUUGUUCGAAGAAGGUCACCUUGCCCUUUACAGGCCCAUCUGACUGGCUCGCUCUCUCCAAGGUAUGUGGGUCUCUGGAGAGUGUCCGCCUUGAGGGCUUAGCCUAUAACUUCAAACUUGGUGACCACAGCCUGCCUUUAGUUGCAGCUCACAGCGGUUUAGCGGAAGGUCUCGCUUUCCCUCUUUCUGAGUAUCUGGGUGCAGUUCUCUCCGGGAGGUAUCUGAGGAGCGUUAUUGUCAACACCGCGAUAGAGGAGUUGGAUCUAUAUGUUGGCGAGAGGGAUCGAUGCCCCCUUGGUCCGGUGCUAGCCCGAUUAGACUGCCAGGUAUAUCUCAAGAACACCUUGAGGCACUAUGCCGAAAUAUGA
Molecule: messenger RNA, 972 nt
Organism: Clonostachys rhizophaga
Lineage: Eukaryota; Fungi; Ascomycota; Sordariomycetes; Hypocreales; Bionectriaceae
Source: the annotation of a GenBank genome assembly